This is a messenger RNA of Prorocentrum cordatum, 741 nucleotides long. NCBI's taxonomy places the organism in Eukaryota, Dinophyceae, Prorocentrales, Prorocentraceae. The record is from the annotation of a GenBank genome assembly.
GUCGCGAGGCGCCAGGUCGGGGGCCAGCUCGGCAGAGCGCCCGCCAGCAUCGAGGAGAUGGUCAUGACGGAGUCCAUCCUCGAUCGCCUGUCAGCCAACGACGCGUGCGCGUCUGAGUCGGUUAUCGCGGCCGACCGCGAGCAGGACGACGGCGAGCCGCCAACGUUGCUGUCCGGGCCCGGCUGCGAGACGGCGGCGCAGGGGGGUGCCGCGGAGACCAUGCGCCGCCCCCCGGCCCCCUUGCGGGCGAGGCUGGCGACGGGCUGGCCGGUGGGGGUGGCGAGCGCGGAAACCGUAAGUGCGGCCGCGGAGGUCGAGGUAGCUUCGACGGUCGCCGUGGGCGAGGAUGAGAUGGCGGGCGCGAACGGCGCGCCCGAAGGGCGAUGGGCCUCUUCGCCGGCGGCAGUGGGUGCGUCGCUGGCACGCGACAGCCCGAGCGAGAAGCCGGACAGGGCAGGCAGUUUUGCUGGGCGAGCCCGUCGCAAUUUCAAUGACGUGGUGGAUGCUUUGAAUUGGCUUGCCAAUUGUAAAGAGACGGCCACUUGGCCGAGUUUUGAUCAACAGGUUGUGCACGCGCGGAUCCUUGACCUGGUGCCCCCCACCGCCGUCCUCGGAGACCGCGGUGGCCUCCCCCCGCGGGCAUCCUUCAACGAGCUGAUGCACGGCCGCUGUGUCCAUGGCGAGUCGGCUGGAUGGGACUCUGGGCGUCUUCGCGGUGCGGGGCAGAUCACUUUGCCUAAG